CAAGCGACUCUGAUACACACAGCAGGCAAUGGGGGUACCGCUUCUUCGUCCUCUUUAGUCCUUGUCUCUCUACCUCUCUGCUCCACCCAUCUGGUUUGCCAAAGCUAUAAAAAUCAAGAAGCAACCAAAACAGCCAGGAAGAAAAGUGAUGUGAUGUCAUGAUGAAGCAAAUCCACCCUGACAGUCCUUGGAUAUACGCAUAGCUAUUUCAAAACUCAACAGGAGAAAAUCUUUAAAAGCGGCACAAAGGUUUUACCAUGGAUUACAAAGCUGAAGGCAAAAGGAAGCAGCAGCAUAGCUUGAAUCUGCUGGAUCAAAUAAAAAGUAUGAAAAAUUUAACAGAAAUGAUUGAUGUGGUUUUAGUAGCUGAAGGUGAAAAGUUCCCUUGUCACAAACUGAUGCUGGCUGCUUUCAGCCCCUAUUUCAAAGCAAUGUUUACCUGCGGCUUGAUGGAAUGCACACAGAACGAAGUGGUGCUCCAUGACAUGUCAGCAGAAAGUGUGUCCGUACUUCUGCACUACAUGUACACAGCAGAGUUGCGCCUCACAAAUUGCAACGUACAGAGUGUGGCCAUUGCAGCAUUUUUCAUGCAGAUGGAAGAUGUGUUUCAUAUCUGUCAGUCAUACAUGAUGGACCACAUGGACGCUUCCAACUGUGUGGGGAUUUAUUACUUCGCAAAGCACAUUGGGGCUGAAGAGCUGUCUGAUCAAGCCAGGAAGUAUUUAUAUCAGCACUUUGCAGAAGCGAGCUUGCAUGAAGAGAUAUUAGAGAUUGAAGUGCAGCAAUUACUCAGUCUUAUUAGGUCAGAUGAUCUGAAUGUAUCCAGAGAAGAGAGCAUUUUGGACUUGGUCCUCAGAUGGGUUAAUCACAGCAGGAAACAACGUGCAGAUCACCUCACUGAGCUCCUGAAGCAAGUAAGGCUAGUACUUGUAAGCCCAUCCUUUCUUGUAGAGGCUCGGAAAAGGAACACGGUGCUGCUCAGUAAUUCACAGUGUAGCGACAUGAUUGAGGGAGCACUGGAAACCAUCAAGAAAUCCAACCAACCUUCUCUUGGCCUCCGCUAUGGUAUGGAGACCACUACCCUUCUGCUUUGUAUUGGCAAUAACUCCCAGGGCAUCAGAUCAAGGCAUGGUAACUACGCUGAUGCCAGCUUCUGCUAUGCUCCUGCAACACAGAAGAUUUACUUCAUUUCCUCUCCAAAAUAUGGAGAGGGCCUUGGAUGUGUAUGCACCGGUGUUGUUAAUGAGAACAACGAUAUCAUUGUGGCGGGAGAGGCAAGUGCUGCCAAAAUGUCCAGGGAAAAGACCAGGAAUAUUGAAAUUUAUAGGUACAACUGCCAGGGCAAUCGGUUUUGGCAAAGUCUGUGUAGUGCCCAGUUUCGCGAGCUCUAUGCUUUAGGCACCAUCCACAACGACCUGUACAUCAUAGGAGGCCAAAUGAAACUGAAAAACCAGUACCACAUCACAAACAUUGUGGAAAGAUAUUCCAUGGAGCAAGAUAACUGGAGAACCGUGGCUCCUCUCCCGGUCCCGUUAGCCUGCCAUGCUGUUGUGCAAGUGAAAAACAGGCUGUUUGCAAUGGGAGGCUGGACACCACAGAUGGAUCUUCCUGACGAUGAGCCUGAUCGAUUAAGCAACAGAAUGUUGCAGUAUGACCCAGGCCAAGACAAAUGGACAGAGUGCACACCGAUGAAGUACUCGAAAUACCGCUUCAGCACAGCUGUAGUCAACAAUGAGAUUUAUGUCUUGGGUGGGAUUGGCUGCCUUGGUCGAGACAGAGGGCAGGCACGGACAUGUCUUGAUGCAGUGGAGAUCUAUAACCCUGAUGGGAAUUUUUGGAGAGAUGGACCUCCCAUGCCUUAUCCUCUUCUCUCUUCAAGAACUAACUCUACCUUUGCUGGUGCAGUAGAAGGGAAGCUCUAUCUAUGUGGUGGAUUUCGUGGAGCAGCUCGGUAUGAAGUUAUCACCAAAGAGAUCCUCGAGCUGGACACUUGGGAAAACCACUGGAAUGUUGUGGCCGUCAAUGUUCUCAUGCAUGACAGCUAUGAUGUCUGUCUUGUUGCUCAGCUGAACCCACGAGAUCUCAUGCCUCCUCCUCCUGAUUUAGUGGAGCAAUAGUUAUGCAGGUUUCUCUAGAUGCAUAAUAGAAGCAUAAAACAGAGAAUGCCAUAGAACUGCUCUGCAACGGCCUCUGGACUCUUAAGAGAUGAGCCUACAACGUGGCCUUAACAUACACUAUUCCUACCACUAUUAUGCAUCUUUACAUAUUGGAAACUCAAGUUGUAUUAGUUGGUUCAGGAAUCCUCUCUUUCUGGUGCAUCUUUGUAUUAAUUUAUUGUAGAUGAGAGGUUACUACAAGUAAUCCCUUCUCUUUAGAUUAUGUAGCAACAUGGAAUGCCAGAGCAAUCAUUGAUAAAAGCAUCAGGAGCAAAUGGAAGCAGUAACAGGUGCUUAAUAAAAACAUUAAAGCAACAUCUCCACCAUAAGAAUUCUUCAUUCUGUACUGAUAAGAUGCUGAGAAUCUAUUUGGGGUUCUUAGCCAGCAGGAAGGCAAAAAUAUGGCCUUACUCUCACAGGUGGAAUUGGCUUGUUCAUCUGAUUGUAUUGGUGGUGGAGUGUGUAGAUAAGGAUUCAUCUUUCUUGCUGUCCUGUGUGCAACCAAAACUAGAUGUGGAAUCGCAGCUAGAUCAGACAUAAUGUUAAUUACCGUGACUUUGCAAAAGAGAGGCCAACAUCUAAUGUCCAACUAUGGUUCCUUAAUGCUCAGGUUUAGUGCAUCACUUUUAACACUUUUUUUCUUGCUUUAAGCUUGCUUCACAAAUCCUUUGAGACUUUCAGUCAAUCUUGCUGAUUCUUUUCCUAUAUCUUGAUCCAUCCUCUCUCCAGUCUUUGACACCAGAACAUUCACAGGGGCUGCUGCUGCUGCUACUGCUGUAGUUCCUACUGGUCAGAAGGAAGAAGAAAUGGAGAGUUGUGAUGGUUGAUAUGGCCAUGACCAUGCAGGUCACAGAAAUGAGAAAGAAGGAUAGUGCAGGCAUGGCAGAAGACAGGCUGAAGAAGGGAGAGGAAUAUAGAUGCAAGAAUUCAGAAAGAACAGUCUAAACUCUUUCAUCAACAUCUUCUGAAAAUGCCCAUAUCCACAACUGUUCCUGCACGAGUUUGAACAGGAAAUAUUAGACUAGACUGAGACAUUUCCCUCUUAUUCUGUUUAUGCCUCAUCAGCUUUUACCUUGAAAGAUCCGGAUCUGUGUGCAUGUUUUCUUUAUAAAUGAAAAGAAUAAAUCUAGGAAAGAAAUGAUCCUGUGAACUACACAACUCUCAUUCUUGUUUGCUUUGUAGAUAGGGUGCAUCUGACAGCCCAAACAGUCACAUUUGUAUGUAUUAUCUCUUUUGUCAACACUACAAGAAACACUGAAGCAUACAGUCUGGGUUAAUGUGGAUGAUGUUCUCACAGAUGACGUUGAACCUGGAGUCAGUCGUGGGUGAGGGCUAUCAGAAUGUAUGACAAUGUUUGGCCAGUUGAAGAAUCUGCGUGAACAAACAGUACCUAGCAACUUUCAGCACCAGAAUAUUCCCAGAGAAACCUCUGGCUUGAUACUAGUGACUACUAAUCAAUUUUUCCAAUAAAGCCUCCUAUCCUUUGUA
Molecule: messenger RNA, 3644 nt
Organism: Varanus komodoensis (Komodo dragon)
Lineage: Eukaryota; Metazoa; Chordata; Lepidosauria; Squamata; Varanidae
Gene: KBTBD12
Product: kelch repeat and BTB domain containing 12
Exons: 6
Coding region: 258-2117 (619 amino acids)
Molecular function (GO): protein binding
Source: RefSeq, a predicted model, not a curated record